Messenger RNA from Brassicogethes aeneus, 1494 nucleotides. Lineage: Eukaryota; Metazoa; Arthropoda; Insecta; Coleoptera; Nitidulidae. The record is from the annotation of a GenBank genome assembly.
AUGGGAGAGACAGAUGUACAAAAAUUCUACAAUGGCGCUACUGUAUUCCUCACGGGUGGCACUGGUUUUCUGGGAAAAAUGCUCAUAGAAAAACUUUUGAGAAGCACGGAUGUUAAAAUAAUAUACAUCUUAAUUAGGGAAAAAAAAGGAAAAAAUGUUGACAGUAGAGUUGAAGGGAUAUUUGAGGAUGUGAUGUUUGAUGUUUUAAAAAAGAAACUUCCCAAAUUUAGACAAAAAAUCUGGCCUAUUGCUGGCGAUUGCUCAAUUAGCGGACUAGGUAUAACAUUGGAAGAUAGAAAAAAGAUUAUUUCCACAACCAACAUAGUUUUUCAUCUAGCGGCAACAGUUAAACUUGAUGAAAACCUAAAACAAGCAUUCUAUAUUAACGUUAAUGGAACCAACGAAAUAGUGCUUUUAAGCAAACAAAUGAAGGAUCUAAAGAGUGUAAUAUAUGUCUCCACUGCCUAUUCCAACUGCCACCUAAAGGCAAUAGAUGAAAAAUUCUACGAUCAUCCAAAUGACUACGAGGAAUUUGGAGUUUUUUUGGAAAAACUCAAUGAUAAGGAGACUGAGAUUAUUACACCACGGAUAUUACAAAAAUGGCCUAACACUUAUUCCUUUACCAAGGCAAUGGCUGAAUCACUUAUUAAAAAAACAGGACAUGGUCUACCUAUAGGAAUAUUUAGGCCAUCUAUAGUGAUUUCUACGUAUAAAGAACCGAUUUCGGGUUGGAUUGACAACAUGUACGGCCCAACCGGGGCGAUGGCACAAAUACAAUUUGGCUUAUUAAGAACCUUAAAGGUUAAUGAUUCUAUGCUAGCCGAUUUAAUACCUGUUGAUACAUGUGUAGCUGGCCUAAUUGCGGCAGCAUGGGACGUAGGUACCGAAAAAACAGAAAGAACGUCAAAAAACAUUUCAAUAUACAAUUACGUGUCAUCAGUAGAAAACCCAAUUACGUGGAAGGAUUUUUAUUUUAUUUGCCGGUUACAUGGUCUUCAAUACCCAUUAUUAAAAACACUUUGGAUUCCAUACAUGAUUAACACAAAUUCCGAAAUUUUGUAUAAGAUAUACACGUUCUUGUUCCACCUUUUACCAGCUUUGCCCGUGGAUUUGUUUGCUAUUAUUACAGGAAAUAAACCCAGGUUAUUAAAGACCUAUAGAAAAAUCCACAAAUUUAUUGACGCAACUGACUUUUUCCGUCGAAGAGAGUGGACUUUUUCCAACGAAAAAACCAAACAAUUAUACGCAAAAUUGUCACCAGAAGAUAAAGCGUUAUUUCCUUUAAACAUUGAGCAAGUAAAUUGGUUUAUUUUUCUAAAUGAUUACAUGAAGGGUGUACGGAAAUAUCUUCUGAAAGAUUUCGAUAAUACAUUAAAAGAUGCAUUAACCAGAGCCAAUAGAUUAUACUGGAUUGAUGCCAUAGUUAGAAAAGUUAUACUGGGUGCUUUUAUAAUAUUUGCAUGGAAUUUAAUUUUAAAAAUGUUUUCUUAUUAA